ACGACUCGUUCUCAUUGUUCCGAGUAAACCGAACAGACCCAAUCAGUCAUGGAUCUUCCUCCGGCGGAGAGACAGAUGGCCGCCUCGUCAGCACCAUCAUCGGCGGUGCCGGCCGUCUCCACGGCACCCGUGAUCACUGUGGCCUCGCCGCCCACGGGUGGUGGUGGAUCGAUCUCUGGUAACGGCGGAGGCGGCGGCGGCUCGCCGUGCGCAGCGUGCAAGCUCCUUCGGCGCAAGUGCCAGCCGGAUUGCAUGUUUGCGCCCUAUUUCCCGUCGGACAACCCGCAGAAAUUCGUGCACGUGCACCGCGUCUUCGGCGCCAGCAACGUGAGCAAGAUUCUCAACGACCUCCAGCCAUUCCAGCGCCAGGACGCCGUGAAUUCGCUCGCCUACGAGGCGGACAUGCGUAUCCGCGAUCCCGUCUACGGCUGCGUCGGCGUCAUCUGCAUCCUUCAGCGCCACCUCAGUCUGGUCCGGCAAGAACUCGCCUGCGCCACCUACGAGCUGUCCAAGUACCGGCAGGCUGAAGCCGCGGCGGCCUCUGUGGCCGUGGGAUCCCAUGGUGCGGCAGCGGCAGCAGGGAUGGCGGAAUUUGUAGGGAACGCAGUGGCCAACUGCCCACAAACCUUCAUGGAUGUCAGGCACUCCACGGCGGCGGCGGCGAUCGGUGGAGCUGGCGGGUUCAUGCAGGAAGACAACUUCUCCAUGCAGCAGAUGCUGGCCAUGACCUACGAAGGUGAAGGCAGUGGAGCUGCGAGGGUGGACAUGAACGGAGGUGGAGGCUAUGGCUUCACGUACUCGCCGGCCGCCGCCAUGGGCGCCGUCGAGCAUGGUGCAGUGUCUGGAUUGGGGCAGCAGAACAAAGGGGCACAAUUCCUGAAGCCCAGCAAGACCGGCGGGGAUGACCAGCCACGCUGUAGUCAAGUCUCUCAUCUUUGUCAGCAGGUCAUGACUCCUGAAAACAAAGAUGCCACGCCAUCUAAAUUAAACGUUUGAUGAGGACACUUGAUGAGGACGUGAAGGCUAAAUUAAGUGUGAUAUACAAGCAUUAUAUAGACAGUAAAAGAAACGAGUCCUUUUGUUUUGUGUUUGUUGGUUUAAAUUAUUCCUGAGGUACUUCACAAAGUCGACCUGAAUAUUGCUCCACAUGUUUGUGUUUGGGUUUUGUUGCUUUGUGUAUAUGGAUCUUUG
Zea mays is the source of this 1191-nucleotide messenger RNA. Its product is annotated as LOB domain-containing protein 6. Lineage: Eukaryota; Viridiplantae; Streptophyta; Magnoliopsida; Poales; Poaceae. The record is from RefSeq and is a predicted model, not a curated record.